This is a messenger RNA of Ectocarpus siliculosus, 1351 nucleotides long. NCBI's taxonomy places the organism in Eukaryota, Phaeophyceae, Ectocarpales, Ectocarpaceae. The record is from the annotation of a GenBank genome assembly.
UUCUGUCGACAGAGAAACAAUCGCCACAGCAUGGGGAACUGCUGUGAUUGCUUCGGGAAAAAUGACGGAACGGGCAGCUAUCUACAUUCCCCGAGAGGUGGUAGCGGAGGAGGGCAACGACUAGGGACCGCGGCGGAGCACCAGCAAGAGAGACAAAGAAGGGCAGACGAGGCAGCGGCAGCGCGAGCGGCAGUACAAGACGAGCCGGAGCGAAUAUUUGAUCACAAUUUGACGGACUCCGAGCGGCAGCGGCAGAGAGAACUGAGAGCACAGGCAGUCGAGAAACGAUCGCAGCCGAAGAAACCGAAGGCACCAGCGUCAAGCCAAGAGUUCCGCAACCCCAACAACGACCCGAACAUGUUGCAGUGGUCUGUGUGAUUCGGGUGGCUUCUGCUGCUGCAAGAGCGCGCGGCGGGCGACGAUAAGGGUUUACGGAGGGACGCCCCCCCUCCUUACUCGCGCUUGGUGUAAUGAAUGGUGGCCCGGUCGGCGAAAGCCAAACAACCGUGACUCGAGUAACCCUCGCCUGCGGAAUGCGCGGUGUUGAGUGUACUCGAUUCCUUUCUCCGUGUUGCUUCGUCCUUCUGUUCUGUAGACUGGGGGCGAAGCUGUGAUACGGAACGCGGUAGAUCAGUACGAAAUACUUGCAUGUUUUCUGGGCUGCGGGAGACACGUCGUGCAAGGGUCUCGACGGUUCUUCGUUUUUUUUCUCUUAUUUUGUUUGGGAAUGUCUCCCUAGAACCCUUUUGAUUGGCAAUGAACGCCAAGGGGCGAUCGACCACGCUAACCCCGCUCUGACCUAGAAAAGGUCUACGUGUAUAUAAAUCAAGUCUAUCUAUCGUGGUGGUGGUCGGGGGGAGGGGGGUUGCCUUUUGUUCUUGCUGGAAUAGUGAGACGUUUUUAUUGCGGAUCGUCAAACGGGGCUGGUUCCUCUUUACAUUGGAGAUUUUUCUGCCUUGUAUGGAUUUGGCGUGGCGCGCCCACCCAAAACUGUUCCUGCUACACCCGCAGAAAUGUCCGUGCGUGUGCAAUUUAGUAGCUACAUUUGACUCGGAAGGUGGUGUCGUGGACACAGCUUUGGGCACUCACCGCAUCGUGGCUCUUUUGUCCGAGCAACCUAGGACACAGCAGUAACGCUGCCAUCCGAGACUCAGUAUCCUUGAGGUACUUUCAGGCCGGGUCCAAAUGACGCCGGCCGUCCCAUAAACAAGGCGAGCUUGUCGGCCUGGUGCUCUUGGGGAUUGAUGCGUACACGACGUCUGUAGUCUAGGGUUGGACGAACUUCGGUGGGUUUACAGAGGCGGGGGGAGGGGCGGCAAGACAACGGUUCGACGAUGCUCGUGUAUUUUUG